Messenger RNA from Alnus glutinosa, 1476 nucleotides. RefSeq lists its product as uncharacterized. NCBI's taxonomy places the organism in Eukaryota, Viridiplantae, Streptophyta, Magnoliopsida, Fagales, Betulaceae. The record is from RefSeq and is a predicted model, not a curated record. The transcript has 5 exons. Bases 84 to 1001 code for a protein of 305 amino acids.
AUAUAAAAAAGAAGCAAAUUGAGAAAAUUAAAAUGGAAUAUCUGAAACUGUAAAAGCUUUCAGGUCCAGUUAUAGGCACUUUCAUGGCCUCCACCGCAGAACAGUCGCGACGAAGAGACGAAUCAGAGUUCAAUUUGAGAGAAUGGGCCCUCAAGGCACGUAUCAGCCGUGAAAACACCAAUUCCAGAAGGUUUUCCGCAUCCAAUAUCAGAAGCUUUAGAGAGGACACACGGUCUUUCAGAUCAAACAUAACCAUUUCAAGCACCGCUUCUUCCCCUGGCUACCCUUUAAAAGAUGAAAUCGACCCUUCCACAUAUUCAUUCACCACUGCUCUUAAAGCAUUGCAGGCAAGAUCAGGCUUCAAUGGUUGGGAGUGCUUAUCGCCGGACGGGUUUGCUUUGAACUCCAAGUGGAAUGAAGCAGAAAAAUAUAUAAGCAACCCACUUUCGGGGGAGGUUCCGAUGGAGUGUCUGUCUGCUAAAACACUAAGCGGAAGAUCCUUUCGUAACAUACCCAAUAGAAUUACCAUGUCUGCGCCUCUUGUUUACUCUUCCCAUUCACGACAGCUCCAAACAAAGCCGCCUUCAACUUCUGCACAAGAAGGCUCAGUAGUUCUCCAAUUGCCAAUUCCAGAAAAUAAAGUAGAGGGCAUGAUGAGUACUAGAGAUGUGGGGACUCAAAGCACACCGCCUGAUCUUAGUUCAAGCAGUCCAAGCCCUGCUUCCACCCCUUCCAUCAUAGAGAGAUCAAUAAAGCGAUUUGAAAUAGAAGCCGGAGAUUCACCCAAUUCAAAUGCAAAAAUCAAAACUAAGGAAGAGGUGGAAGUGAAAGAAACAAGAGACGCAGAAGAAACAAAAAGAGAAAAGGAGGAGAGAAAGAAGAAAGAUGAGCAAAUGUGGAGGCAAGCUGGGUGCUUGUCGUGGAUGAGAAAAAAAAGACAGAGAGAGAAACGAAAACCUAGAAAGAAUAAUAUCUUUCUAACUCAUCUCAAAGGGUGCUGAAAAAGGGUAAAGAAUAUUAGGCUGGGGAGAUUCUCUCUCCUCUCUCUUUUUCAGGCCAGGGUUUAGCAGGCCCGGCCGGCCAGUGAGGGUGACCCGUAGGAAAAAAAUGAAAGCAAUCAUGAAGGGGAUGGGGUCUAUGGUGGUUGUUUUCUUUCUGGUUUGUGUUGCUUAGUUAUCCUUAUGUUUUGUUUUUGUUCUGGUUUAGAUAGGCUAGCUGACAGCUUGGGGUUCACGUGCAUGCUUUUGUUUCUGCCUCAACGAUGGAAUAUAUGGUUCUGAUCAUCUCUCUCUCUCUCUCUCUCUCUCUCUCUCUCUCAGAAUAAAUUCAGUUGAAAUAUUUUGUCGGUCACAAAACCCAGUAAUUUCUCUUGUACCACAUGCAAGAAGUUUAUGGGCAGUUUUGCACUCUGUUUACUAAAAAGACUUGGACUUGUUUAUUAAUUAAGAAAUUAGCCUAGUUUGGAUUUUGUCUCAA